Venturia canescens is the source of this 1851-nucleotide messenger RNA. Its product is annotated as fumarate hydratase, mitochondrial-like. The record is from RefSeq and is a predicted model, not a curated record. The transcript is spliced from 7 exons. The coding region runs from base 140 to 1669 and encodes 509 amino acids. Gene Ontology annotation, molecular function: fumarate hydratase activity. Gene Ontology annotation, cellular component: tricarboxylic acid cycle heteromeric enzyme complex; mitochondrion. Gene Ontology annotation, biological process: tricarboxylic acid cycle; malate metabolic process; fumarate metabolic process. Lineage: Eukaryota; Metazoa; Arthropoda; Insecta; Hymenoptera; Ichneumonidae.
AUCGCGAUUUCCUCCCACCAUAUAAUUCCAAUACAGCUGAUGAUCUCUCUCCCGUUCGUCUGCUCCAUUGAGAUUUGCCGGAUGACUACAUAAAACUUCACAUUUAAAUUCUCAGAUAACUGAAACACGACCGAACAUAAUGGCGCUGAACUUAUUAAGAACGGGUGGUGCGACUAUCGGUAUCCGUAGUUUAAGAACAAAAAGUUCGACUCUUUUGACUGUUCGAGUUUCCAUAUCCGGCAAUGAAAUUCGAAACUAUAGCACUCAGAACAGCGAGAAAGGCUUCCGUUUGGAGAGGGAUACAUUUGGUGAGCUGAAAGUUCCGGCGGACAAGUAUUAUGGAGCCCAAACUUUGAGAUCGGUGAUGAAUUUUCCAAUUGGAGAUACCUUCGAACGUAUGCCGUACGGAGUAAUAGUGGCAAUGGGAAUUCUGAAAAAAGCAGCUGCUGAAGUGAACAAAGAAUUUGGUCUGGACCCAAAAGUCGCGGAUGCAAUAAGCAAAGCGGCGGACGACGUUAUAAGCGGAAAAUUGUACAACGAUCAUUUUCCCUUGGUGAUCUGGCAAACGGGCUCGGGUACUCAGUCAAACAUGAACACGAACGAGGUGAUAUCGAAUCGCGCGAUCGAAAUCAUGGGAGGUGAAUUAGGCUCGAAGAAACCGGUUCAUCCUAACGACCAUGUCAACAUGUCGCAAAGCUCAAACGACACUUUCCCAACGGCUAUGCACAUUGCGGUUGCUCUUGAAAUCAACAAAGUAUUAUUGCCUGGAUUGAAGCAGUUGCACGAAGCGUUGAAACAAAAGUCGGAUGAGUGGAAGGACAUCAUAAAGAUCGGUAGGACGCAUACUCAGGACGCAGUACCACUAACUCUUGGACAAGAAUUCUCGGCCUAUGCAACUCAAGUGGAAUAUGGAAUCGCAAGGGUGAAGGAUACACUGCCACGAUUGUACCAAUUGGCACUCGGCGGAACAGCAGUAGGAACAGGAUUGAACACGAGAAAAGGAUUUGCUGAGAAGACUGCUGCAAAAAUAGCGAGUCUAACCGGUUAUCCCUUCAUAACCGCACCCAACAAAUUCGAAGCUCUCGCCGCUCACGAUGCUAUAGUCGAGGUUCACGGUGCUCUCAAUACCGUCGCCGUUUCGAUCAUGAAGAUCGCGAACGACAUAAGAUUUUUGGGUAGCGGACCUCGUUGUGGGUUGGGUGAGCUUUCUUUACCGGAAAACGAGCCCGGCAGUUCGAUAAUGCCUGGUAAAGUAAAUCCUACGCAGUGCGAAGCCAUAACGAUGGUUUGCGCCCAAGUAAUGGGGAAUCACGUUGCUACUACGAUAGCCGGAAGUAAUGGACACUUUGAACUAAACGUUUUCAAACCCGUUAUGGUUGCCAAUACACUGCGAUCGGCGAGAUUAUUGGGUGAUGCUUCAGCGGCGUUUACGAAGAACUGUGUCAUCGGCAUUGUUCCGAACGUCGAUAAUAUUGCUAAAAUUAUGAACGAGAGUCUUAUGCUGGUAACGGCUCUCAAUCCUCACAUCGGUUAUGACAAGGCUGCGAAAAUCGCCAAGCAAGCGCACAAAGAAAAACUCACGCUCAAGGAAUCCGCCCUGAAGAACGGUCUUACCUCGGAACAAUUUGACCAAUGGGUUAGGCCUGAACAAAUGUUGGGACCCAAGUGAUUACGCUGAAUACGUCUCUUACGGAAGAAGAUAAAAAUAUUGUUUACCAUACGUAUCCCCUUCCCUCGUUAGUCGGGAAUACGUGCGCACGCAACUAUACUCAAAGGCAAUAUCGGAAUAAUUGUUUGAACAAUAAAAACGCAAACAAAUUUAAUCGAACGAUUAAAUCGUCGUAAAACGAA